AUCUAAUAAAGCUUUUUACGUCAGACUUUCCUGGUGUAGCGUAGAGUGAGUUGUUAGGAGGAAGAGGAGUAACUGUCUCACUUGUUAAUAUUAAUCUCUCGCGUUAACCUGUGCUGUGUUGUGUUAAAUAUAUUGUUAAAGCAAUGAUAAAUAUCUUCAAUGUUGGACCAAUGACAAGAUAUACAACCGCUAAGAAAAUCUACGCUCUUAUAUUCGUAGUGUUUAUCUCUGUGGGAGUGGCCAGUCAUUGGUCGUCGAGUGGUGACGUGGCGGCAGAGACGAGAGCAACAAGCUUUGACCUUCUGUCCCCGCAGCAUAUGGGCGAGGACAGCUUGGCAUGGGUUGUUAAGCGCGCUGAGGGACCAAUGUCAGCUGACGACCCGGAGGCCAUACGUCUCCUGAGAGGCCAGUACAUCCAUCCUCCUUCCUACCUCCCCUAUAAUCUGAAGGAAUCUGAAGAAAAUAAGGAUUUUAUCUAUCUAUUAUACAAGACUGUAUAUCCAUCUUGGGCCUUCACUGACAGCAUCCUCAAGGAUCUCUUUGGCAAGGAACAGCCUGCGGGGUUCUUCGUGGAGGCCGGUGCCCUAGACGGGGAGUAUCUGUCCAAUACCCUCUGGCUGGAGCGGCACCGAGGGUGGACAGGGUUACUGGUGGAGGCAGAGCCGGAUAGUUACGCCACCCUCAGGAAAAAGCACAGAAGGGCUUGGUCGUCCCCAGCCUGCCUAGCCAUCAAGCCCUACCCGCACACCACCGUUAUCACCUCCUUCAGGAGGAAGGGGCGUUCCUCUAACUGGAAGGACAGAGGGGCGGCGAGAAUAGAGGAGAAGCCGGCCAUGGCAGGCGAGGGUCCUGGGUACAAGACCUACCAUACAGCUCAGUGUUUCCCAGCGGUCACCUUCCUCCUCGCCCUCAACGUCACCAGAGUCCACUUUUUCAGCCUGGACGUCGAGGGGGUUGAGAUGGGCAUCCUACAUUCUUUCCCCUUCGACAGGAUCACCGUCGACGUCUGGGCCAUUGAACAUAUCGGUAGCUCUAAUAACGUCUCUGUCACUGCCCCCAAGAAUACGUCAGUGACCUCCUCAGGUGGGUCCUCUGAGGUCUCCCGGUUCGAAGACCCUGAAUUUAUCGCCUUCAUGGAGGCACAAGGGUACUACCUCUUCGACAUGUUCUGUCAUGUGAUCGAAGACUACGUGUUCAUCAGGCGGGAUAGUGAAGUUUUUCGCCGUCUGCGUGUGCCGCGCCAUCUGUGGAGGCGUCGAGGGAUCUGUUUAAACAAGACCAUCUGGGAUGAGCACGCCGAGGUGCUCCAACUCAAGCUCCUACGUGAUAGUCGACACUGGCCAAACAUAGUGUUCUCUGAUAUUUCUUGAAUUUACAGAAUACUUCCUUCCACUCAUGUAACAAGACAUUUAAUAAGCUAAAUAAUUUAACGAGUUAACUAUCUAUUAACUUUUAUCUGAUGAUCUGUAUGACCUUCACAGUGUUCCCUGGGUGAUGUGAGUCACUUCUCGAGUCUGUGUCCCAUCCAGUUGUUAAAGACUUUUAUUUCACUCCAACUGUGACUUAAACAAUUCAAGAUCAGUCACAACAAUAACCAAAUAAACCACAAAACAACUCUA
Messenger RNA from Homarus americanus (American lobster), 1619 nucleotides. RefSeq lists its product as uncharacterized. The record is from RefSeq and is a predicted model, not a curated record. The transcript is spliced from 4 exons. The coding region runs from base 144 to 1370 and encodes 408 amino acids. NCBI's taxonomy places the organism in Eukaryota, Metazoa, Arthropoda, Malacostraca, Decapoda, Nephropidae.